Messenger RNA from Giardia duodenalis, 2091 nucleotides. RefSeq lists its product as uncharacterized. The record is from RefSeq and is a predicted model, not a curated record. NCBI's taxonomy places the organism in Eukaryota, Fornicata, Diplomonadida, Hexamitidae. The transcript has a single exon. The coding region runs from base 1 to 2091 and encodes 696 amino acids.
AUGCUUCGAAACUUCCCGCUCUACGUUUCGCAAUACCGCCUUCGGGGCCUAGCGGCAGAAAUAUCCUCUCUCAAUACGUAUCGGCGGGCGCUUCAGUCGAUUAGCGCAACUCUUAAAGAGCAGGCCGGCGAGCUUCAAAGCUCUCUUGACACCUACAAUUGCAAACUUGAGGAGCUUCUUGAAGAGUCUCUUGAUCAGGUAGAAAGCUUUUCUACUGUCGGUGAGCCAGAGCUAAAGCGUGCACAAAGCUCCACUCAGCUUCUUAGCGCGCUAUGCUUUGGAACCAUGCUUCGUAUAGAGGAGCAAAAGAUAUCUGAAGCAGAUGACCAAUCUACUGCUUUCAACUCUGCUUUACAAUUAAUCGAGGCGUUUGCCACAGACAAAGAGCAGAAGUACUUCGUUCAGCCCAUCUCAAAGAAGAGUAAUAAGUUCGAAGAGCUGCGUACUAACUACUUUUCAAACGAAGUUCUUAUUUGCGAUGUCGAACAGAAGCCGCGCAUCCUGUGUGGGCAGCUUUCAGAACAGUUUCUUAAUGACCCUGGAAUAGGACUUUUAUUUCCAGAAGACGUCCUAGCUCUAUGUGAUUAUGCAAGUAAUAGCAUUGAUAACGGUAGCAUGGUAUCAAAUAGUGAGCUAAAGGGCUCCAAUCAACAGGAUAGCAAUGACAACCAUGGUAACGUAUCACUCACUAACUCAGAGGAGCACAAACAUGAUGACUUAGUGGAACUGUUACACCGGUUGAACAGAGAUGUUAUAAACAUGUUAAAGCUCUUCAACGCGGAGAACACUGAUGCACCCAAUAGCACCAACCACGAUAAUAUACCACACAGUAUUAAGAAUGAGUCAUCGCUGAACAGCAGUGCAGUGGAAAAUAGUAGAAUAGAAGAUCGGCCAGGUAAUGGACAAAGAGACCAAUCCACACUAGAUGAUAGAUCAAAAAGGCUUUUCUCGCUUUUUCGUAACGUUAACCUAUCGGCUCUAAGGUCUCUCAGUGAGUACUUGAAUGAUGUCCAUGAUAAAAUCACACAUAUCUGGGCACAGAAUGGUACAGACUCAAAGCUUAUGGAUAAGUCCGCAGAGAAUAGCGACGACAUUGAUGAUAAGAGCCCAGACGAUUUCCUAGACGGAAUUAUCUCUAGUUUAGUCUCUACAGAUGACGUCGGUGAGCUGUUUGGACGCAUGUUAAACACUGCACGCAUAUCUAAUGAUCCCUCUGACCUCGUCAAGGAAACUCCUGCAAUCAAAGAGAUUAUAGACAUAGUACAGAAAAUAAAGACGAUGAUACGGCAAAAAGAGAAGCUUGACGGGCUGAUAUCUACCAUUACCACGUCAACCUCCACCAUUUCAUCUACAUCAGAAAGCAGCUUUACAGGUACGGAAUCGAGAGAGUAUUUAGAAAUAUUUAAUAGCGCAGCAGGAGAUUUUCAGUCGAUGAUACUCUAUCUAGGAUCAGCAAGAGAUAUAAUUCACGACGCAAUAGAUGCCUUGGAGAAGAGCCUAACUAAAAGAUUUGCAGGUUUCAUAACUAAGAUGGCACAUGAUGAACACGGUGAGCACGCCGGCGAUGUAUCUGACUCCCCUUUUGCGGUGAGGGGACAAGAUAAUGUGGAGUCCUUCAGCGACACAGUGACCGCUCUUCGUAACAUCCUAAAGACCAUCCCAGCAAAGGUUGAGCGCUGGGAGUCCCAAGUGAAGGCAAAAGUUGACGCAUAUGCCAAGGAGCAAGCACAGCUAACCAACAGUACCACCAUAGCCAAGUACUCUGGGAUGCUUCUAGAGCACAAGCAAACCAUCGAGCAAAUGCUAGAUACGGCACAUCACGAGAUUGACGAGAUAUUAGAGGUGGGACUUGAGUACAGUAACCAGGCCUGUUCGUUGUACUUAGAGCAACUUAAGCUUACGGCCACAAUAAGAGCUCUUCCUUGUAGCGAUACUAGCAAGCACAUUCUUAGCAGCCUCAUGGUUCACAAAAGGUGCAAAAAGUGUAAGACGCUUGAUUGGACAAUGUGUCGGAUCGAGGACGGAUUCCUAUGUUGCACCAGUUGCGCACAGAGCGAAACAGGUAAAUGGGUUAGGGUGGUAGUGAGCUAA